This is a messenger RNA of Cylicocyclus nassatus, 639 nucleotides long. NCBI's taxonomy places the organism in Eukaryota, Metazoa, Nematoda, Chromadorea, Rhabditida, Strongylidae. The record is from the annotation of a GenBank genome assembly.
AUGCUCAUAUUCCUUUCUAGUCGCCGAAGACUUCUUCUUCCCAAUCCGUUGUUCGCUCUCUCGCAAGUAAUUAUCAAGGUUUUCGAUGAACACGAAGUAUUCAGGAAAUUGUCUAAAGGAAUCGGAUUAGCAGUAAAUGUAUCACAUGGAUCCUUUGCUGAUCCCACAAUGUUCCUAGCCAAGAUAACUGGAGACUUCCUGGAUUCCGACGAGGCGUACAUGACUAUGUAUGAAGUUUACCUUGAAGAAAUGAAGACAGGGCGGUUGAAGAAUUCGGAAGAUGCUCUUAAGGUGUAUAUGAAUUUGAAACAGAGGAGGGAUAUACCGCCAUCGUUAACCCGAAACAUUCAUGCAGGUAAAAUGAACGUUUCUGUUUUUGAGAAUCAGAUCGCUGCCAUCUAUGCGCCCGGAACCCCGUAUCAGGUUGCUGGUCGGCCACAAAAGUCAUCGUGCGGAAUAAUCCCGCCGAAUCGAUUCUCACAUGUUGGAAUGGGCGACAAAGAUUUGUACGUUGCUUUGGCAAGGAAGGAGAAUCAGGAUACAACAGCCUCAAUGUCAUGGGCCUCGCAUAAGGCAAGUGGUUUCUGUUCAACUAUGGCUGUGAUUUCAGGUAUAGCCAUUUUCAAUUUGUUUUCUUGA